This is a messenger RNA of Myripristis murdjan (pinecone soldierfish), 3230 nucleotides long. RefSeq names its product transcription factor Sox-9-like. The transcript has 3 exons. Gene Ontology annotation, cellular component: nucleus. Gene Ontology annotation, molecular function: DNA-binding transcription factor activity, RNA polymerase II-specific; RNA polymerase II cis-regulatory region sequence-specific DNA binding. Gene Ontology annotation, biological process: negative regulation of transcription by RNA polymerase II; heart development; morphogenesis of an epithelium. Lineage: Eukaryota; Metazoa; Chordata; Actinopteri; Holocentriformes; Holocentridae. The record is from RefSeq and is a predicted model, not a curated record. The coding region runs from base 286 to 1758 and encodes 490 amino acids.
UUUCAGAGUAGGUACCCGCAGUCACAGUUCUCCUUUAUGUCACAUUUGCAAAGUAAAGCAUUCCAUCGCGUCCACUUGAAGUUUACUUUCUUGUCCAAAACUGAGCAAAGGAGCAUCAAAACUUUUUUGGCAUCUUUUACUUUGCAGGAGUGAAGUUUGCCAGUCAAGCUGUGCGCCCUUCCAGGCUGUCAUUGCAGUCUUUGGGCACAGCGCGUGGAUUUAGAGGGAAGGAUUUUCUCCUAAAAAACUAUUUUACUGCGAGAAGCUCUUCUUUAACUUUUUCGCAUGAAUCUCCUCGACCCAUACCUGAAGAUGACAGAAGAACAGGAGAAGUGUCACUCCGACGCUCCAAGCCCCAGCAUGUCUGAGGACUCUGCAGGGUCGCCGUGCCCGUCUGGCUCCGGUUCCGAUACCGAAAACACCCGGCCGUCCGACAACCACCUCCUCAGAGGCCCAGAUUACAAGAAAGAGACUGAGGAAGAGAAGUUCCCUGUGUGUAUCAGAGACGCAGUGUCCCAGGUGCUCAAGGGCUACGACUGGACCCUGGUGCCCAUGCCGGUGCGCGUCAACGGCUCCAGUAAAAGUAAACCUCACGUCAAAAGACCGAUGAACGCCUUCAUGGUUUGGGCUCAAGCUGCACGGAGGAAACUGGCCGACCAGUACCCGCAUCUGCACAACGCAGAGCUCAGCAAAACCCUGGGCAAACUUUGGAGACUUCUCAACGAAGGAGAGAAACGUCCGUUCGUGGAGGAGGCUGAGCGCCUGAGAGUGCAGCAUAAGAAGGACCACCCCGACUACAAGUAUCAGCCCAGGCGAAGAAAAUCAGUGAAGAACGGCCAAAGCGAGCCCGAAGACGGCGAGCAAACCCACAUAUCUCCAAAUGCCAUCUUCAAGGCGCUUCAGCAGGCCGACUCCCCUGCGUCCAGCAUGGGCGAGGUGCACUCUCCCGGAGAGCAUUCAGGUCAGUCCCAAGGCCCACCAACACCGCCAACCACCCCCAAAACAGACCUACCCAGCAGCAAAGCUGACCUUAAGCGUGAGGGGCGCCCCAUGCAGGAGGGCACCGGUCGCCAGCUCAACAUAGAUUUUGGGGCUGUGGACAUCGGUGAGUUGAGCAGUGAUGUCAUCUCUAACAUGGGGAGUUUUGACGUCGACGAGUUUGAUCAGUACCUGCCACCCCAUAGCCAUGCUGGGAUGACUGGUGCAGCCCAGGCUGGUUACACCGGCAGCUAUGGUAUCAGUAGCUCCUCAGUCGGCCAGGCAGCCAACGUCGGCGCCCAUGCCUGGAUGUCCAAGCAGCAGCAACAGCAGCAGCAGCAGCAGCAGCAACAGCAGCAGCAGCAGCAGCAGCACUCUCUGACCACUCUGGGCGGAGGAGGAGAGCAAGGCCAGGGUCAGCAGAGACCGACCCAGAUCAAGACAGAGCAGCUGAGCCCCAGCCACUACAGUGAGCAGGGCUCUCCACAGCAUGUCACCUACGGCUCCUUCAACCUGCAGCACUACAGCACCUCCUCCUACCCUUCCAUCACACGGGCACAGUAUGACUAUUCAGACCACCAGGGUGGUGCCAACUCCUACUAUAGCCAUGCGGCUGGCCAGGGCUCCAGCCUGUACUCCACUUUCAGCUACAUGAGCCCCAGCCAGAGGCCUAUGUACACCCCCAUUGCCGACACCGCCGGGGUUCCCUCUGUGCCCCAGACCCACAGUCCGCAGCACUGGGAGCAGCAGCCUGUCUACACACAGCUCUCCAGGCCCUGAGAAGGCCAGCCUCCAUAUUGACUGUAUAACAUCCAUCCCAUGCAUAGACUUCUUUCCGCCCGGCGGCCUAUGUGCCACCAUGCCACACACCCUUCAUUGCCAACAGAAAAACAUGACAAGGACUUUUUUAUAGUGCUGAAAAUAUAUCUUUGGAUUGGCUCACGACAGUGCCUUUUGUAUUGUUUGGAAUUGUGAUUAUAUUUUUUUAGAUAUAAUGUAAAAAAAAAAUGAAAUCCUCUGUGAGGACAUACAGGUUAUAAAUAUUUUAGUAUGUACUGUGUAUGUGUUCUUCUCUUGUCAUCAUCAUUAUCAUCAUCAUAAUCCCCUUCAUCCUCAUCAUGCUCAUUGUCAUCAUCAUGUGAGGGUUUAACACAGGUGUAGGGAGCUGGAAUGCUAGGUGAAAACCCUCAGUGGCCUUACUUCUCACUAAUGUGUCUUUGUACAGGAAGUAAGAAAAGUCCCUUUACUUACACUGCCGUCUUAUGAUAGCCUACAUUCUGCUUUGAAUCUUUGUACUGUACAUAUUUUAUUGUAAUUCCCAUGAGAUGCAAGAAUUGAGCAAUGCAGGUCUGAGAUAGUUUGAAUUUUCGGCCAUUAUGACAGUGUCAUCAGUGAAUUAGGCGAAUAUUACACUUCUUGUUCUUUGCUUUAGCUCAGAUUAUUGUGUUGGAAAUGCUAUAGCAGGUGCCAUGUAAUUCUACUAGGGGCCUUACUGUGUUGCUAGAUAUAACUGAGCAAUGCUUGUUUUUAUCUGGGUACUGCCUUGAUACCAUUGGUGCCUCUGGAGCCGCAGCAGAGAGGCUCCAUCCACUGGCAUUGCAGUGUGGAAGCCACAGCAGAGAUGUGCUUCCUGCUUGAGGAGAUACAGGAAGUCUCUCUGACCUGAGUCUCCUCUGCAGCCAGCAGGUCUCCGCUGAGUCUGGCAUGCUUCUAUCAUUCCCACAGCCCCAUCCAUUUCCCUAAUCUUUUCUUAAUUUAUUCUUUAGCAUUAAUUUUAUUUGAAAAUAAUAACUAUUUGCAAUUAUCUUUUUUUUUUUUUUAAUUCAGCAGCAGCUAACUGAAAUGAAAUGUUUUCAGCAGAAUAGUGCUGCAUAUGUGGUACAAAUUUGUUUAUUUAUCGUUUGUAAAUUUUUCCGUUUCAAAGUUUCUUUUUUCAUGAUCUAGUUAUGUAUAGAUUACUUAUAAUUACGUUAAAUGCGAUCUUAAAGUCUUUCUUUAAAGAAGAAAAAAACUGGAAGUUGUCUCUUUUUUCCAUUCUAACAAAUGAAUUAAUGACUAUGGAAGCUGUGGCUGUGUUGUAAAGAAUUUUCUAGAAUCACCAGGAUCCUUUUUGUUCCUCAUUUUAUAUUCCGUAUCAUUAGUUCUCAUGUUGUCAUCUUCUUAAUGCAGUUUCCCUAGGUAAACAUGCCAUUGUCCUAAAAGCUUAUCUUUUGUAUUAUAUUGUUUGCAAUAAAAACAAAACAUUGAAAAUA